AUGCAGAGUCUGGUUCUUCCUCGCCCGACCUCGUUCCUACCCACGCCGCUCGGGCAACACUCAGAGCCCGAGGACAGUCUGGCGAAGCUUCGUACGAAAUUCAGUCCUGGCAGGCCUGAACAGCAGAGCUAUCCAUCUCCUCCCAUGUCAGAACCUCAUUCACCGAGUCGUCGAUCAGCACAGACAUCGGAUCCCUCACGUUAUUCGUACCAUGGACCAGCAAGCGCAGCUCAGAGAACCGAAGCAAAUCUGCCCCUACCACCACCUUCAUCCACUCUGUUUGAUCCUCGAUCAGGACUGCCAGCUCAGGGUGUCUCCCAACAACGGCAGGUCUACCCCAACGAGCUGCAACCAAGAGGACAAUCGCUGCACUAUGCGCAUGGACGAGGUGUCCAGCACUCGCAAUACGGCAACGCACACGUCCCGCAGAGCUAUGGGUCCUCCUACUCAUAUUCCGGUGUCCAAUCCUACGGCGGAGGCCACCAUGCAGGGCCAAUGGCGCAGCAAGCGACGAUAAUUCCACCACCGCCCCUGAGAGCCACCAAGCCAGCAAGACGAACAAAGGCCCAUGUGGCGUCUGCGUGCGUCAAUUGCAAGAAAGCACAUCUCAGCUGCGACGUGCAACGCCCGUGCGGCCGAUGCGUUGCUUCUGGAAAACAGGAUACAUGCAAAGAUGUACAGCACAAGAAGAGAGGAAGACCACGCCUUCGAGACGAUAGAGACUUUUCGAGACCGGAAGAGGGAAGACCGCCGAACCAGAUCUUGGGCGCCGUGUCUGCAUCAGGGCCAGAACCGUAUUUCACACCGUACUCAGGACUACAUCCGCAACGAGCGCUAGACCCACCUCAGUUUUCUGGAAGAUCAGGGGAAGAGCACGUUCCGAACGUCUCGCAACACACUCCGGUGUCCAAUGGGGGCCUGCCGGUUGCUGCUUCGCCGUAUGCUGCGGGACCGAAUCUAGCGUACCAAGCUCUGCCAGUGGCCUUCCUCAAUCUGGACUUGGUCAUACAAAAGUCGAAUGAAGCGUUCCAAGAGCUAGUAAACUUCCUGGGGGACCUGCGCGGUAAGCAUCUUGGGGAGCUUCUCGAAACACGGCAAAACGAAAGCUUGCAGCGUCUCCGCAAUGAGCUGCAAGAAGAGCGGGAUCAACGCGAACCGACAUACAUGGCUCCUAUCACCCCAGUCGGCCAGGAUCCGUGGCGUCCAGUUAUGGAGUCUCUGGUGGACCGUGAUGUCGAUCACGUCAGUCAAGGCUCUGCAGACAGGCCGAUGUAUUUGAGUUUCCGGACAGCAAGUGGCCAGCCCCAAUCUCUCCAGGUCCAGAUCCGACUGGCAAAGACGUCGUUGUACUUUGUAACUCUGGUCGUGCGAUCACCACUAAGGCCAUCUGGUCCUUCUCUCCAGACCAAACAGCUCGGCCCGCCGACCCCAAUCCACGCAUCACAGACAAUGUCUGCGCCAACGACAGGACCCGUACGAGACUUGACGACGCACCAAGCUCGUCCCCCAUCGUCCACGGGUUCAGCACCGAGCUCGCCGUACUUUAACUUUUCGUCCGUCCGCACAUCUCUGCCCGCAUUCAGUCCCAGCUCUUACGGCAGCAGCCCAUCGUACAGGUACUCGCCGACCACAGGCGGCGCCGUAGAUUCAAGUUACUUCCCUCCCCCAGCGCAACUCGGAACUGGUGCAUAUCCCUCGCCGUACGCGCGUAACCCGUCCAUCACAUCGGAACCCUUGCGGCAAUUGAACCGCCCUGCUAACCUCGAGGGUCUGCAUUUACCCCCGAUUCGCACGGGUCCUGCGCCCCUGGGGUCGCCGCUGCAUCUCGAGCAUCCGGGCGCGACAGAACGCGAACUCGUGCGACGUCGCGCCUCGUCUCCGCGUGCUGACCAACGGCAGCCUGAAACGCCGCCAGAGGCGGGCAAACGUCGGCGCUUGAACAUUCAAGAGGUGUUGGAGUAG
Messenger RNA from Parastagonospora nodorum SN15, 1962 nucleotides. RefSeq lists its product as hypothetical. The transcript has 2 exons. Lineage: Eukaryota; Fungi; Ascomycota; Dothideomycetes; Pleosporales; Phaeosphaeriaceae. Gene Ontology annotation, molecular function: DNA-binding transcription factor activity, RNA polymerase II-specific; zinc ion binding. Gene Ontology annotation, biological process: regulation of DNA-templated transcription. The record is from RefSeq and is a predicted model, not a curated record. The coding region runs from base 1 to 1962 and encodes 653 amino acids.